Molecule: messenger RNA, 558 nt
Organism: Kluyveromyces marxianus DMKU3-1042
Lineage: Eukaryota; Fungi; Ascomycota; Saccharomycetes; Saccharomycetales; Saccharomycetaceae
Exons: 1
Coding region: 1-558 (185 amino acids)
Biological process (GO): synaptonemal complex assembly; regulation of reciprocal meiotic recombination
Molecular function (GO): DNA secondary structure binding
Source: RefSeq, a predicted model, not a curated record
AUGCGCAUUGUAGGCCACUACAACAUCCAACACAUACCUAGGCUAGUGAAAGUAAUCGUGCUAGACGUCACGGAAACAGAAAACGCAUGCAAUAAAGUAACCCAAUUCUCUGCAAAAACCACCAUCUCCAGAAGAGAAGCUGAUGAUAUUGUCGACCAGUUGGUGGUUGAUUUCCCAGACACCAAAAUCUUCAACUUCGAUUUGAAACAUGCCGCUUACCCCAUCUGGUUCUACGAUAAAGUGUUCUACCAAGCAACAGCUAAAGAGUCAAUCAAUUACUUCAUUUCCCAUAGACCCUCAGAUAUCACAGAAAGAAUAAAGUUCCCUUUACAAAACGAAGCAUUUUUAAUGUCAACCUCCGAGUUACCAGCCGACAGUUGCCUUGAUUCAGAUCUGGAAGUGGAAAACCCAGACUACGUAGAACACUAUAAGAAAUUGCUAUUGAGGGUUCUUGAAUACAAACGUGUCGACCUUGACAAUGACGCAGAGGUUGGUGCAAUACUAACAAAAUACAAGAGCAUACAAGAUUACCUGCAGAAUUGCAGGGUUUCUGAAUGA